UCUUUCCUUUCCUCCUUCUUUCUCUUCCUUUGUUGUUGCUCUUUUUUUUUCUGUAAUAUAUUUCAAACCGUUUUUUUUCUAGGGUAUCUUACUUUGCUAUAAUUGUAGUGUUGCAUACUUUGUAGUUUUGUAAUUUUAAAAAGUGUAGUAAUGAAGGAAAUGGAGUUACAACAAAAUGGUUUUAUUCAAAGGGAAAAUGAAGAAAAUAGAGAUUUGAUAAUUCGCAUGGAAACCAUGCUACAAAGUAUUGAACUUCCCUUAGUCUCAAAUUGUUGUAUAUACAAAGUACCUCAAAAACUUCGGAAACUCAAUGAACAAGCCUAUACUCCAGCCAUUGUUUCCAUUGGUCCAUUUCACUAUGGUGACAAGAGGUUAGUCUCAAUGGAAGAUCUCAAAUUGAAGUAUCUCAAGAGUUUCCUUGAAAGAACUCAAAAGGGUUUAGGUGAUUUAAUAGGAUACAUCAAAAAAUCAGAAGAAAUCAUUAGAUGUUGUUACUCAGAAACAAUUGAACAAACAGGCGAUGAUUUCGUAAAGAUUAUUUUAACCGAUGCUUGUUUCAUAAUCGAGUAUUUUAUUCGAUCGCUCGAGUGGCCUCAAGAAGAUCCUUUAUUGGCCAAACCAUGGUUGAGGUGUGAUGUGAAGCUUGAUCUGAUAUUACUUGAAAAUCAGCUUCCUUGGUUUGUUCUUGAAGACUUGUUCAACCUAACAGAACCUAGCAGCGAGGUUUCGUCUUUUUUCGAUGUUGCUUUUCACUAUUUUAGAGUCCAUUUCUUGCAUAGUAUUUUACCUAAUGAAGCAAAUAAUAGCAACUUCACUUUACACUAUUUUCAUAAACACUAUCAACAAUAUAUAAUGAAGCCUGAUCAAGUUAGCAUGCAAUUACAUAAUCUCACUGAUCUUCUAAGGGUAUUUUACUUACCACCUGAUAGGUUACCAAAGAGGGGAAAACAAACAGUUAAGCAUCUAUAUAGUGCAAGCCGGUUAGUUGAAGCAGGUGUUAAGCUUCAUGUUGGUCAAGGUUACCAAAGUGUACUUGAUUUACAAUUUGCAAAAGGUGUUCUUACAAUACCAAGAUUUGAAGUUUGUCAUUGGACUGAGACAUUAAUUAGGAAUGUGAUUGCAUUUGAGCAAUGCCAUUAUCCAUUUCAGACUUACAUAACUGAUUACAUAAUACUAUUGGAUUUCUUGAUUGAUACUACUCAAGAUGUUGAUACACUUGUCGACGAGGGAAUAAUGACUAACACAUUGGGUGAUAGCAAUGCUGUUGCUAAGAUGAUUAACAAUCUUUGCCUUAAUGUUGUUCAGGAGAAUGUCAGCAGCAGUUAUGUUUCGCUUUGCACAAAAUUGAAUCGCUUUUAUGAGAAUCCUUUUCAUAAAUAUAAGGCGGUUUUCAUGCAUGACUACCUCAGUACUCCUUGGAAAAUAACAUCUUUUGCAGCUGCAAUUCUACUGCUUUUGCUUACUCUAGUUCAAGCAAUAUGUUCUGUCAUCUCAUUGUUUUAGGUUGUGUUCUGGUAUUCUUCAUUCUUCAAUACUGCUGUCAUCUUCGGCUUUUGAGUUAAUGUUCUUUGUUCGUUCUCUUGCUCUUAGAUGCUUAUGGAACUAAGACACUUGAUCAUUGGUCCAUUUGUUUUAAAUUUUGAGAUGUCUCAAACUAGAUCAGAAUUUUGAGAUGUCAUCUAAUGUAUUUGUUGUUGUUAAAUGCAUAAAUUCCAAUUCUGCUCUUGUGACAAUAGAUACUGUAAGUCUCUUAAGCACUAGUAUGAGAAUGUGUUUGUUAUCCACAUUAGUAGGCACCAUAAUGUAAAGGCUCAUAAUUUGGUAGGAAUGACAAAAAGUUUGGCACUA
Messenger RNA from Cicer arietinum (chickpea), 1848 nucleotides. RefSeq names its product UPF0481 protein At3g47200-like. NCBI's taxonomy places the organism in Eukaryota, Viridiplantae, Streptophyta, Magnoliopsida, Fabales, Fabaceae. The record is from RefSeq and is a predicted model, not a curated record.